AUGAGCUCUCAAAUUGACGUGAGCUUAAGUGACAUAUUCUUCAAAUCGUACGGCAUUGACCUUAGCCUGGGUAAUCCGAUUUACGUGUUUGACUCAACACAUCUACCCUCUGAAAACGAGGUGGAAAGCAAGGAAGUAUAUGACAUGCUUAUUGAUGAGCUUAUGGAUCAUUUGAUUACCAAAUUACCAUCCUGUCCCUAUUCUUUGGUCGUUUUUAGUUCUGGAUUUAGCAAAAACAACAUCAGUUGGAUUUAUGGGGUCAAGAUGUUUUCAAAACUACCUAAAGAAAGUCGUGACGUCCUCCAAAGAAUAUACAUCGUUCAUGAAUCUUUCUUCGUGAGAACUGUUCAUCAAGUUUUAACAAAUGCAUUGAACUUUAAGUUCAUCAGUAGAGAACGGUCAGAUAUACUAGUUCACAUAUCAAAUUUGACGGAGCUUUCGCGACAUGUUGACAUUACUUUGCUUCGCAUUUCUUUGAAUGUUUAUCUCCAUGACUACCAGCUCAGAGAUCAUAUUGUUGUCCCAGAGGAAUAUCUGGAAGGAAGGUCACCUCUAGCCAAGAGACAAUACAGACAGCUCAUAUUCGACAAAAUCUUUAAAAGGCUGAGGAUUGAGGCACCUAAGCAUGAAUUGGUAUUUCAAAAACCAGGAUCUUAUCAAAGAGUGAACAUUCUACUUGAUGUCAUAAAAAGAAAUAACCAUGUCGACUUAUCCCAAUGGGAUGUAUAUUCUUUAGCAUCGGUCUUUUUACAUUUUCUUAAGAACAAAACGAAACCAAUCUUUCCAAUUGACUUAAUCCCUUUACCCAUUAAUGAUUCUCCAGAGUAUACAUAUGAGGCUUUUGUGAGAAUGAUGACUUUUAAUAAUUAUUAUGACUUGGUUUGUUUCAUUUUCAAACUUUUCUUCAGUCUAUUGGAGAAUGCAGAUGUUACUAGGCAUGACUACAAGUCCAUAAGCAAAUGCUUAACACCAACACUAUGUCAAGAAAAAGUAUCUAUCAAGACUGGGGAUAAGCUUGCCAUAGGUUACCGUUAUGUGCGAAACGUAUUUGUGCACUUCAAAUUCAUAACUGACAGUAUAGAGAAAAACAAGGAUCUUUCGGUACUGAGAAACUUUAGGGAUGAAAAGGUAGAUCAAAAUCUACCAUCUGUUCCCAGACCGAGGAAAUCUAACCCCAGUAGUAGUGAUACAAAUAAAGUUGACUCUCUUGGAAGCAAAAUGCGCAGUUGCAGCCCACCGGCUUUACCAAAGAGAAAAAUCAACGUCAGAUCAUCUGAAAGAGCAAACAAUUCCAGUUUGCAAUCAUUAGCUGUCGGUGAUGAACGCAUUUUGAGUAAAGGCAGCAACGUAUCCACUUUAGUUGAUGAACAUCCUCCAUGUACAUCUACUAACGGUUCCACAUUAACUUUGACCAGCGAUUCACAAGAUGAAACCUCUUCUAUUGAAAUACGAGGUUCUUCGCCGCUAGAUGAUGCUGUAACUUUCAAAACUUCACAAGCAACAGAAGGUCGUCUUAUUUUAGAAGAAGAUGUUAGCAAACUUAUUUUGGAUAAUAAUGAAAAGAUCCAAUCUUUCGAUAAGGAGCUUAAAAAGAAAAAGAAUGCAGAGACUGAAGUAGGUACGAAGUUUUCACAGAAAGGAUACUCUGAUAUAAAAGCUGGUAACAAAGUUAGUAGAUUAGCAGCUCUUUACGAAGAGCGCUUAAUGGGACUACGAGUAAUAGAAGAUUUGAGGCUCCGAGAAUCUUGA
This is a messenger RNA of Lachancea fermentati, 1749 nucleotides long. The record is from the annotation of a GenBank genome assembly. Lineage: Eukaryota; Fungi; Ascomycota; Saccharomycetes; Saccharomycetales; Saccharomycetaceae.